Scatophagus argus is the source of this 4847-nucleotide messenger RNA. Its product is annotated as terminal nucleotidyltransferase 4A-like. Gene Ontology annotation, molecular function: poly(A) RNA polymerase activity; mRNA binding. NCBI's taxonomy places the organism in Eukaryota, Metazoa, Chordata, Actinopteri, Scatophagidae. Gene Ontology annotation, biological process: RNA 3'-end processing. The transcript has 12 exons. Gene Ontology annotation, cellular component: TRAMP complex; nucleolus. The record is from RefSeq and is a predicted model, not a curated record. The coding region runs from base 245 to 2704 and encodes 819 amino acids.
UCCCUCAGACAUGCGUAGAUGCUGAUCCGUGCUGCUGGGUGCGCCAUAUUGGCUGGUUUGCAUGGGGAGUGGAGUUGGGCGAACCGCUUGAAAAACCAAACCAAUUUCUAGACAUGAAGCACUUCGAGGAUAACAAGUAAAUCAACGCGGUAGGAUUUAUUUGUUUCCUUGAGUGCAGAGUGUUUUAUUUGCCAAAUUGCUCGCCAUUUUCCCGAGAAGAGGCUCUCGGUAAAACUCGAAUCCAAUGGAUCCUGGGACCGCUUGGAUCCAACUGGAGCAGAAAGGACCUGCCAAUUCCCUGUGGAUGCACAUUUGGGAAACCUCUCAGAGAUUUGGAGCGAACUCCGGCAUCGACAACCGCUUUCACCACCAACGCAACUUUGCAACGCAAAAUGCUAACUCCACGGACUCAAACGGCGAGUACUGCAAAAAUGUAGCUCCGCCGCCGGGGGUUGUAUUUGGAAAACUGCCCGAGCGAGACGGCGGUGGAGAGAGGGGAAGUGUCCGGAGGAAGGGCUCGCUGUCGCCGUCCUCCUCCUCUCUGGAUUCGGAGGCCGAAAGCUCCUCGCCCUCCGGCUCUUCUCUGCAAAUCGACAAUUUGAACGUCGCCGAAGAGGCAAGCCGGUUUUUACACUACGGUGAGCACGAGUUGAACGAGAACAAUCUCAGGCGGCAACAACCCCCUCCGCCUUUCCACACUGUUCAGCAACACUGUCGCAGCAUGCAACAAUCCUUCGGCCACACCCCCACUGGGAUGAAAAAUCAGCAUGGGAACAAGCACCACCACCAUCGGUCACAUUCAUCCGGCCGCAGGAGGCAUCUGAACAGAGCCAACACUUUCCACGGCAUCAACCCACUCCUGUCCUACGGCUGCAAUGGACACUAUGUAGAUUCUUCCUGUAGCCUGUGGAAAACCAGGCGGUACAGCCCGGGCAUCAAUGGCCUUCAUGAAGAGAUAGUGGACUUUUUCAACUUUAUCUCACCGCGACCAGAGGAGGAGGCCAUGAGAAGAGAUGUUGUGAACAGGAUAGAAAGUGUCAUCAAGGACUUGUGGCCCACAGCACGGGUGGAGAUAUUUGGCAGCUUCAGCACGGGACUUUAUCUUCCAACAAGUGACAUUGACCUGGUGGUGUUUGGAAAGUGGGACCAUCCCCCACUGCAGGAACUUGAACAGGCCCUGAAAAAACACAAUGUGGCUGGCCCAUAUCCCAUCAAGGUCCUCGACAAAGCUACAGUGCCAAUCAUCAAGCUCACUGACCAUGAAACUGAGGUGAAAGUCGACAUCAGCUUCAAUGUAGAGACUGCUGUUAAAGCAGCACAGUUCAUCAAAAGCUAUCUUAAGAAGUACACUGUUCUGCCACCCCUGAUCUUUGUCCUGAAGCAGUUUCUACUACAGAGGGACCUGAAUGAAGUCUUCACUGGGGGAAUCAGCUCUUACAGCCUUAUAUUAAUGGCCAUCAGUUUUUUGCAGUUACACCCUCGGAUUGACACGCGGCGGACCAAUAUCAACCUGGGCUUCCUGCUGAUUGAGUUCUUUGAGCUGUAUGGCCGUGGUUUUAACUACAUGAAGACAGGCAUCAGGGUGAAGAAUGGAGGGGCUUACCUGCCCAAGGAGGAAAUGCUCAAAGCCAUGGGGAUAGGAAACCGGCCAUCCAUGCUCUGCAUCGAAGAUCCAAUACAGCCAGGGAACGACGUGGGCAGAAGUUCAUAUGGCAUUCUGCAAGUCAAGCAGGUGUUUGACUUUGCUUACAUGGUGCUGAGUCAUGGUGUGUCUCCUCUUGCAUGCGCUUACCCCAACAAAGAGUAUCACAGCACUUUAGGACGCAUCAUCAAAGUCAGCCCAGAGGUGUUGGCCUACAGGGACUGGACCAUCAAGAAGUGGGGAGCCAAACAAUAUGCCAAGCUGGAGAACCAUGGUAACUUUGUUGCAGCCUCAGAUGUAGAGACCUGUGAGCAGGACCUUGCCAAGUUGAUGCUGGUUUCUGUGGAGGAUCGGACGGACACUUCCUCCCCACUGAGUACUGACUCCCCCUCACCUUCUCCAGUCUUUCUCCCAAGCCCUCAACACCAUUCAUCAUCAUCCUCCGCAUGCUCGCUCUCCUCCUCCGGAAGUGACAUAGAAUCUGAUUCUCCGCCGAGCAGUAAUGCUGCAAUCCAACUCCACCCCCUCACCUUGGCUUCAGUCCAUUCAGUAAUCCAGAUGGCUGCGGACCUGAGGGCCACACAUCCGACGGGCUUUAUCCACACCACGCCUCAGGUCCCGAUGUCUCUCCCAGAAAACCUAUCCAUCCCCACCCUCUCUGAUUACCAGUUCUACCAUGAGAAUACACCUUCAAUCAAUGUUGUACACAGAAACAUGGCACAAGCUACGCAAGUCUCCCAGCACACUAACUCCACAAGCCCUCUUCCCAGCCCCUUUCACCAGCUCCACCAUCCUCAGGUAGGAAGGCAACAGAGCCACACCUACACAAUGAGAGCCAGUUCCCACAGCUCACUUGAGCCGCACAAAGUUGGCUUCAAGCACAACCAAGGGGGAAGCGUCCAAGGUCAAAACCCCUCUCAAGGUAACUUCAGUCCCCAGCGGCGGUUUGUUCCACAGGGUCAUAACAUGGCACCAGGUUUCAGGAACCAGCAGCAGUACAACCGUAACACCUGGCGACGUAGAAAGAGGGAAAGCCUUCCUGCUCUUAACCAGAGCAGAUGAAAGACUGAAGGUGCAUGUCUCAAUUUGACAGGCACUGGUUUUUGAAGGCCUCGCUUAGCCCAUCAUGUUUAUCAGUGUUGAGAAGCUGUGAAUGAUUUGCAAUACACCUGUUUUUUUGGUUUUGUUUUUUUUUUUUUCCCGCUGGAGGCUUUCAAAAACGCAUCUAUUUCAUCCUAGAAUUCUCUAGUCAAUCGAAGUAGUCUGCUGAGGCGUCUAAUGAUCAGUCUGUGCUAGCAUUGUGUAACCACCAAGUGAUGCUACAAUGCUUUUGCAGAUGAGACCUACAGUCUCGUCAGUCAUUUUGUUACAGUGGCCUGAUGGUCAUCAGAAGCUCUUCCUCUGAAUUUGAUGCACACCAGCACAGACUUGGAGUCGACCGAAGAAUUAGUCAUUCCCAGACUGGGUCUUCUCAAAAGUGUCACUUUCCAGCUGCUAAAAACUCUGGCUGGUUAGCUAAAGAGUUCAGUCAAGUAUUGAAUUUCCAUGCAACUCGAUUAUCUUUAAAAAGCAACAUCAUGUGCCAUGGCAUUGAACUGGUUUAUCAAACCUGACCUGUCUUGAAGUUUUGACUCUUAUUGGGCCUUUUUGAUCAGGUUUUAGGCUCAUUUUGGUCUUUUGAAUGCAAAACCCUAUUGGCUCUGCUCUUAAUUGAGAACUCUUUCAGCUUGGACUAUCACCUACAAAUUGUACUCUGGACUGAAGUGAAGCACUACCUUUCUACCUAUGCAGCGGAACGCUGUCUCGAUGUUUUUUGAUGCGACUGCACAAAACGGACCUCGUCUCAAGUGCUUAAACUGUGAUGACUUGUUUGAAUGUACCAAGUGUUUGUUUUUCUGUUAGUCAUUAUUUUUUGUUGUUUUUGUCACAGAGGGGUUUUUUUUUUUUGCUCACAUUGCCACUAUUCUGUUUUGUUUUUGUAAACUGUUGUAAACAUUACCACCUUAUUUUAUGUUUGUUGCGUUUAUGUGCAAUAAUGACUUGCUUUUAUUUAAUUUAUUUCACAUUUUAGUUUUAUUUUAGGGGUUCUCCCCACUAUAAGUUUGCUUUUCCUUAUCUCUGGACUACACUGAUCUGUGCAAUAGAUGGAUUUAAGGGCCUUUUGAAGGAAUGUGUUUGUUUGUAUGUACUCCCAGCAGAAGGGGGAGCUUUGGUAUUGAAACAAGAGAAAUGUGCCAAAAAUCCCACAAUGCCAACAUUUUAUUCAUGUUUAGUUUAGCUUUGAAUUAUGAUCACUUGAAUUUUUGCCAACUGCCUGUCCAAAUGUUUUCCACCACUAGUUCUCAUUUUAAACAUAUCACUCUAUUCAGUAGUUUGACUUUUAUUUGUGUGUAUUUCCUCUUGUAGGCUGUAAUGGGGGAAAUGCACCUUUAGAAAUGUUCCUAAGUGUCAUUUCAAAAAUAGUUGGUGCUACUUAUUACCAGCAAAAUGCUUAUUUUAUGCCUUAUAUCUCCUUUUGAUUUCUGUUACAGCAACAGUUUAACUGCCUUCUUUAAUGACCAAAUCUGCCCUUUCUCCUGUAUGUAGCCAGCUGUCUGUAUUAUCUAUUUGUUUCUAAAAGCACUGCCAGAUUUACUGGGCUUCAUUUUUACAUGCAGCUCAUAGGUUGAUGCUCCAGUAGUAGAUUCCUACUGCACUCUACAAUAGCAUUAGCAUCAUUUCACUUUUUAUUUUUUAUUUUCAAAGGUGAUCAUUACAAACCGGUUGUGUAAGAGAUUUUCCUCUCACAUAUUUAAAGACAGUAUUUCUAAGACAAGGUUUCAAAGCUACAUAAUCUACGCAACAAUCCAUAAGUGAACUUGAGCUUGGGAUGUCACAGAUUCACCAUUACAGGUCUUUUAGUAGGGCCAUUAACCAAACCAAAUCUAUCAUAAGUUUCAAAAGUCUGUGAUUACUGGACUACCAUGCAUGCCUCUGAUGGACUCAACAUGAUACUGGUAGCAUUAUCCUCUUUUCAGUGGGCUUUCAUUAUUAAGCCAUCUAGAGGAAAUUGAUGGGUUGUCGCAUAACAUUGUCACAAACCAAAUCCCCAGCUCAUAUUGUGUGUAAUUAAGGAUGGAUUGUGUGCAAAUUACUGUCAUAUAGAUGUAAACCUUGUUUUUUUUAUGUAAGUCUUUCUAUUUUUUUAAUAAACAUUUUAAAACUC